Ascochyta rabiei is the source of this 870-nucleotide messenger RNA. Its product is annotated as Alcohol dehydrogenase. The transcript has a single exon. The record is from RefSeq and is a predicted model, not a curated record. Lineage: Eukaryota; Fungi; Ascomycota; Dothideomycetes; Pleosporales; Didymellaceae. The coding region runs from base 1 to 870 and encodes 289 amino acids. Gene Ontology annotation, cellular component: membrane.
AUGCCCAAAAACCUCACCGUCGUUGUCACAGGCUCCAAUCGAGGCGUCGGCCAAGGCAUUGUUCAACUCCUCGCCAAAACCUCACACACACAACCCCUAACCAUCUACGCGACCUCGCGCUCCGGAAACGACUUGGGUGUGCAAGCCUCUCCGCCAAAUGAGGUGCGAUACAGCAAACUGGACAUCGGGUCUUCAUCCUCUAUCCAAUCCUUCUUUAGCAACGUCAAGGAAGUAGAUGUGCUAAUCAACAACGCCGGCAUCAACAACAACAACUCAGAAACACCAGAUCUGGCGGAGCAAGUCAUUGAUGUAAAUUAUCGGGGCACGAGAGACAUGUGUGAAGCCUUCCUCUUGGCGUCCGGCGGGAGAGAGGCCGGCGCGCGCAUUGUGAACGUGUCUUCCACUGCCUGCCAACUCAACAACUACGCCUCGUCUACAGCGGAGAAGUUCCGCGCAGUCAAGAGCGUCCGGGACGUGGAUGCGCUUGCGGAGACCUACAUCAAGGCCGUGAAAUCUGGGGGCAGCGCACAGAAAGACGAAGGAUUCGGGUCGCCACCAAAAUCCUAUCAAGUUAGUAAAGCACUCAUCAACGCCCUCACCGUCGUUUUGGCGCGAGAGAAUCAGGACGUGGCGAUCAAUUGCUGUUGUCCUGGAUGGGUGGACACAGAUAUGGGGCACCAGGUUGGCAAGCCGCCUAAGACGCUGGAGGAGGGUGCUAGGAUUCCGGCCAGGUUGGCUAUCGGAGAGUUGGGGGCCCGUGGAAAUCAAGAUGGUGCACUAGGUAAGGGUGGGAGUGAAAAGGUGAGUGGACGGUACUUUGAGAACGAGGGGGUUACGGAUCGGGGAUGGGGACGAGAGAGGGAGUGGUGA